UAGCCAGGGGGGGUUCGGGGGGUUCGAACGAACCGCCCACUUUGCCAAUGAAGUCCCACCUACAACUCCCGCGAGAUAUAGAACUGCGAGGUGAAGACGACGUUCACUCUGUCCUGGCUUGGAAGGCAACACGGUGGAUUCAAACGGUUUCUGUGCUGGAUACCAACCUUGAUGGGUAGGUGCAAGCAGAAGGACAGAGAGAGGAAAAGAGCAGCUGAAGGUUGUGCUUCAAUGUUCAACUUUGUUUCAAAGAAACCGAGAGUUCCAGAUGAAGGCAGUGCAAGUUUGGUGGGUACCAGUGCUUCUAAUGAUGAAGAUGGCUGCCUCCAUGCUGAAAGAAGUAACGAUGAUCAGCUGAAAACGCAGUCCAUUUACACAGGUCCACAAGUGUCUUCAUAUGACAUUGGAAAGGUCAUCCAAGCCACCAUGAGUCACACUGAAAUAGAUGAGGCUAUUAACAACAUGUCACCUGGGGACAAGUACAUGAUGUUGAAGAACCACGUCAAACCAGGGUCGGACUACAUUUUCCCAAAAACUUAUACAGGUGGAUGUUACAGGUCAUUUAAACUCUCUUGGCUUCAAGAGUUCAACUGGAUGGUUUAUAGCCAAAAUGUGGAUGGUGUUUUCUGUCUGGGCUGUUCACUGUUCUGCACAAAUCGUUCUGCAAAAGGAUCGUUUGUCACCCGCCCUUUUACAGCAUGGCAGAAAAAAGCAGAAAAGUGCCGUGAACAUCAGAGUUCAAAGUACCACCAGGAGGCUCUUCAGCUAAAGGAUGAGUUUCUGUCCUCAAUGGAGAAACCAGCAGCAAAUGUCAGGACACUACUGGACAAGCGGAAGGCUGAUAAUGUGAGGAACAAUCGGGAAGUGGUAAAAGCCGUGGCUGAGACUGUUUUGUAUUGUGGCAGGCAGUGCAUUGCACUUCGAGGUCAUGUAGAGACACCUAAUGAAGAGAGAAAUCCUGGGAAUUUUCUGAGACUGCUACAAUUAGUUGCCAACCAUAAUGAAACUGUGAAAAAUCAUCUAGCCUCACCUAUGAUGAAGAAUGCAACAUACAUAUCCCCACAAACGCAGAAUGAGAUUUUGGACAUUAUGGGAAAUGACUUCAUUCUCAGCGGUCUUGUCACAGAAAUUAAGGAGGCCAAGUUCUACUCAAUCCUGGCUGAUGAAGUAACAUCACACAACAUUGAACACAUGGCAUUUUGUGUGCGUUUUGUGGACAGAGAGAGCAACAUUCGAGAGGAGUUUCUGACGUUUGUGCCACUUUCCCACACUACAGGUGUUUAUCUUGCCAAGACAAUUCUACAGACAAUUGAGAAAAUUGGCCUAGAUCCCAGCAACAUACGUGGCCAGGGUUAUGAUGGUGCGGCAAACAUGUCUUCACAAAAUGUUGGUGUUCAAGCAGAGAUCAAAAAAAGAUACGAAGUGUGA
Messenger RNA from Nematolebias whitei (Rio pearlfish), 1428 nucleotides. Its product is annotated as zinc finger MYM-type protein 1. The transcript is spliced from 5 exons. The record is from RefSeq and is a predicted model, not a curated record. The coding region runs from base 172 to 1428 and encodes 418 amino acids. Lineage: Eukaryota; Metazoa; Chordata; Actinopteri; Cyprinodontiformes; Rivulidae.